AUUAACUUUUUGUUAAUGGGAGGACAUGGAUGGAUUUCUUGUAGACGCAAUUUGUGUUUGCACGGUUUGACAGACAGACAGACUGGGAACUUCUUCUUUCUUCCCGAAAUCAUCAUCUUCUUCCUUUGCCAACCCAAUCCCCCCCUCCUCCUGACGGGAUCAUGGCCUUCUUGCCCUUCAAGAUAGCAAAGCGUAUCCGUGAUCUUUUUAAGAGAGGACGAGUACUUCUGGAUGUACACUCCACAGUUGGGGGCAACAUCUGUCAACUUCCUGAUGAAAUUCUUGAGUGUAUACUCAAUAAAUUAAAACUUAGGGAUGCAGUUAGAGCAAGUUUGGUAUCAUCUAGAUGGAGGCAUCUUGUUUUGUCCCGGGCUAACCUUGUUUUUGAUUUGUCUAACAUUUUUGGAAUGGAAAGUUGUGAUCUCAAGGGAGCUUCAGGAAAGAAAUGUGUUUGUUCAGAAUACAGAGUUAAAUUUGUACAAGCUGUAUAUAGAUUCAUAGCUUCGUAUAGAGGCAGAUGUAUAAGCAAGUUCAUUGUUCAUUUUUGCCUGAAGAGGGACUUCGCUCCUCAUGCCAGGGAUUGGAUUAAAUUUGCUCUUGAUUUAGGUGUGAAAGCGAUCGACUUGCAGUUUUAUUGUGAACAUUGCAGUACUAAAGGGGCACUGUGUGAUACUCAGUGUGAAAUUCCUAUAAAGCAUCUUCUGUCAUCUAACUGUGAUGCAGGAGCAACUUUUUCUGUCCGUCCAUUCAGCCACGUAGAGGCCCUCAGAUUUGAUCACACUCGCUUGAAGUCUCAAUGUAUAUGGAGUUCGCUAUCAACCUUAGUAAACCUCAAGCAGUUGAAAAUGGACUUUUGCGAAUUGCCUCCCGAUUUAAGCCUCAACUCACUCACCAGUCUAGAGCGUGUCUCGGUUUUGUUUUGCAUCGGGUUGAAAAAGAUUGAACUGGCUAGUCUCAAGAUCAAGAGUUUGAGAGUUUUGUGUCAGAGGACUGUUUCAUUGGAGCUAACUGGGGUCCCUAACUUGGAAAUACUCCAUUAUGCAAUGCCUGACAAUGGCUUGGGGUACAAGUUUUCGAAGCUGCCCGAAUAUGUUCCUCAUUUGAGAUCUUUGAGGGUGGACUCUACUUCCAACUGGCUUGAACACAUGCCAGAAAGCACGAUUACAUUCUCAAGACUUGGGAUAUUAAAGGUGGAGUUGGAUCCCAGCGUGGGAGAUAUCAUGUUUAAGAUUGUUCAACUUUUGAAGUUGUGCCCUCUACUCCAUCAUCUUUAUACAUCACUGAGUGCCCGAGAGGACAAGGAACCAGAGAAGCUAGGGUCCAUUGAUGAAUACCAUCAUGAAUGUCUCGAGCAGAUUACAAUCCGUUAUUUUGUGGGCACCAAGUAUCAGAUCGAGUCUUGCAAGUAUCUACUCCAACUUGCUCCUCGCUUGAAAAAGUUGGGAUUAAGGCGUGCUUUGCCCGAUACGUUGUCGUGUCUAAAAGAAGCGGGGUGUAGAAGUCAUCCAAUAAGUGAAGAAGAAUGUGAAAGCGCGUUAAAUGCGCUGAAGCUAUUUUCAAUUGAUGCGAAGGUGUUCUUCAUCUAAUUUGAAGAAACAUUACAUACUUAUUGAACUUGAUUAUCUUUUUUUGUUGAUCAUUUCAAUAAUUUACAGUGAAUUUU
Cuscuta campestris is the source of this 1663-nucleotide messenger RNA. The record is from the annotation of a GenBank genome assembly. NCBI's taxonomy places the organism in Eukaryota, Viridiplantae, Streptophyta, Magnoliopsida, Solanales, Convolvulaceae.